AAGACACAUGACCCACACAGUCGGAAAUGGCCGACUGCAUGGAUAAGGGAAGUCUGACAGGUGGGCAGGACUGUAUUCUGGAGCCACUGUGUUUUCCUGAGCAGCAGAAUGCCUAUGCCAGCCUGGCACAUGCCCAGGGCGGCUUCCUGGUGCCCUGCCUGCUGUGUCCAGACACGACCUCACUCACCGACAGGGACCAGCUCCUCAGGCACCUGCUUCUGCAGCAUAAACUGGUCAUUGCUGAUGUCAAACUGGUUGCCGACUUCCCACGGUAUAUGAUGUACUGGAAGAGACGCUUCAUAGAACAACCAAUCACAGACUUCUGCAGUGUAAUCAAGACAAACUCAGAGGGUCCUGUCGAGGAACAGGAUCAUUUCUUCCUGCUGUGCGAUGCCUUGCCAGAGGACAGGGUUCUACGGGAGCAGCUCCAACAGAAGAGACUGGAGGAGGUCCUUGAACAGCAGCAGAAAGAGAGAGAUGACUGCAGUUUCCAGCAUACCUGCAUGUUCUGUCAUGAGCAAUACAGGGGAAACAGGUCGUCACUGCUGAACCACAUGGCCAAAGAGCACUCCUUCAGCGUCGGUCACCCAGACAACAUCGUCUUCUGCUCAGAAUUCCUUGACAUUCUGGAGAGAAAACUGGACCAAAUGCAGUGUCUGUACUGUGAGAAAACCUUCAGAGACAAGACCACCCUGAAGGAUCACAUGAGAAAGAAACAACACCGGAGGAUCAAUGCUAAUAACCAUGAUUAUGACCGCUUCUAUGUCAUCAACUACUUGGAGCUGGGGAAAACCUGGGAGCAGGUCCAGUCUGAGGAUGACCGGGAACUGGGCCAGGAUGAGGAUGACGAUUGGUCAGACUGGCAGGCACAUCCUGUGUGUGCUGUGUGUUUGUUUUGUGAACAGCACGCAGAGACAAUGGAAAAAAUCUACAUACACAUGCAGGAGGCUCAUGGAUUUGAUUUGCACAAACUAAAGACGGAUCUGAACCUUAAGUUUUACCAGCAAGUCAAACUGGUCAAUUACAUACGGCGUGAGAUCCACCAGUGCCGUUGCUUUGGCUGCCAGCAGAAGUUUGGGAGUAAAGCAGAGGUGGUUUACCAUCUAACAGACACAGGACACAUGAUGGAACCUCCAGCAACGUCGGUGUGGGACCAGCCAGAGUACUAUUUUCCGACGUAUGAGAAUGACGCCCUGCUGACAGCGUUGUCAGACAGUGAGAGUGACUCAGAGGGGAUUGUUGGUAGCGGGGAUGUUCCAGUCAUUGCUGAGGACAUGUCAAACCUGCGAGCCCUUAAGCAGAACAGCGUUCUGAGCCACCUCUGUAAAGACAGGACCAGCUCCACGUAAAGCAGUGCAACCAUCCAUCCAUCUAGACCCAAAACUCGUUUCUUUAACUAAGUUAUAUUUGCGGCACAGGUAUUGGUGCAGGCUGUUCAGUGUGUGCUCUCCCAGGUCUCACAGAUUUGAGAGUACAGAAAUACUCUCCACUUUUGAUGUUUGUGCUGUUUAUGUCUGACAAUUGGCAACCAGUCAUUAAAAUGUUUCCUGUUCAAAAAAAAUUUGUUGUAAAAUGUGGAAAUAUGGUACUGAGUAAUUUAAAUUCAGAGAUAACACCAUAUUUUUGAAACCAUUGUGUUGUGACAGAUGCCCUGAAAUAAAUAA
Molecule: messenger RNA, 1664 nt
Organism: Chanos chanos (milkfish)
Lineage: Eukaryota; Metazoa; Chordata; Actinopteri; Gonorynchiformes; Chanidae
Gene: znf277
Product: zinc finger protein 277
Exons: 12
Coding region: 27-1349 (440 amino acids)
Source: RefSeq, a predicted model, not a curated record